Vollenhovia emeryi is the source of this 6257-nucleotide messenger RNA. It is a transcript of the gene RabX4, whose product is annotated as ras-related protein Rab-8A. The record is from RefSeq and is a predicted model, not a curated record. The transcript is spliced from 5 exons. Gene Ontology annotation, molecular function: GTP binding; GTPase activity. NCBI's taxonomy places the organism in Eukaryota, Metazoa, Arthropoda, Insecta, Hymenoptera, Formicidae. The coding region runs from base 474 to 1100 and encodes 208 amino acids.
CCGGAUCGAAUUAUUCCGCAAGACGCGCAAGGUUUUAUUAUACAUGAGGAAGAGACUCGAAGAGAGAGAAACGUAUAAAUAGAGGAGACAGCCUCCUUGCGUUCUCCUAUGUGUUGCAUGCAUUAUACAUAUACGGCUGUAGAGUUGCACAUUGCUCCCGGUAGACACCGCCGUCCGGCUGCGUUGAUCUUCGGCUUCACCUUCGGACACGCACACAUCUUCACGCACCCGCUGCCCGCAUCUCCCCACACUGUGCGCCCUUUUAACAUCUAGAAGCCGCGCAUGAGCGACGAAAAGUCACAGACGAUUGUGAGGACACCUUCAACCCCUACUGUACGGUGGGCUAAAGCGCAAGCCUCGAAUCGAUCUUCCACCCCCCAGUCUCCCCGAGCGUCCGCGGGGAACAACUCCCGGCCGACGACUCUGUUGUCGACCCAACAACAGUUCAAAACCACCCGAGACCCACGGCAAACAUGGCGUUGGAUUUCGCAGCGACGUACAAGGUCCUGGUGCUGGGUGACUCGAAUGUCGGCAAGACCUGUAUUGUGCAUCGCUACUGCGACGAACGGUACUACGAUACUUACAUCUCGACGAUAGGUAUUGACUUCAAACAAAAGAUCAUUAACUUGGACGGAACGCCGAUAAAAUUACAAAUCUGGGAUACCGCCGGCCAAGAAAGAUUUCGAACUUUAACAACAGCGUACUAUCGUGGUGCCAUGGGUAUCCUUUUGAUGUACGACGUCACUAGCUUGGAGAGUUUCAAUCAUCUGUCGUACUGGCUACGAAAUAUUCAAGAAAAUGCGUCACCAGACGUGGUAAAAGUUUUGGCGGCGAAUAAAUGCGACGCAACCGCGCAUCGCGCUGUGGACGCUGAGAGAGGUCAAAAGAUCGCUGAAAAUUUCGAUAUGCCCUUCUUCGAGGUAUCAUGCAAGGAGAACAUAAACAUCGAAGAGGCUUUCCUCACUCUAGCCAGAAGAAUACGGGAACAACGAGGCCGCCGGGCUAGCCUGUUCGAGGCUUCCGAGAGAGAAGGCGCGGACAGUAUAAUUAAGGCGCAGUCACCGUCUCAACAAGGUGAUGCCUGGAGAUGCAGCUGUUAGUUCGACGGACGAUCAGCGGAGGUCUAUCUCGCCGGUUGGAAGUUUCGACGGCAGCCAAGAAUUAAAUCCGGGCACAAAGGAUUUCGUCUGUUCAUCGUGCACAAGGGGAGAGAAUCGCUCAUUUCCAUACCUGUACAUACGCGACGCGAUCGUGAGUCGGUCGUCGAACGGAAAUCGACUUGGACGACGCGAGAGGUGUUCGUAUAUACUCGGCGGGGGUGGCCCGGGCAAUUAAUCACGAUACCACCACACCAUCUGCAAUAAUCGCAAAGGAUAUUAUAUAGGUAUUACCUCAAGAACCCUGCACCCUAUUACGCGCGAGAGCCCGAAUGACAACGUCGUUAUAGCGUAAUGCAGAGGCGGUAGCGCGAAACAAUUGUGAUCUGCCGCGGUCAUGGAUCGUCAUCAAAGUCAUGAUAAACACCAUAAGGAAACAUUUGUCGCCCGUGCGAGGUAAGUUAUGGAUAACUCGAGAAUACACGUACACGCACAUUACGGUUAAGCCCGAGCUACGUUUGAGAUUAUCGCAAAGUUUGUCUAUGAUACGCGAUUACACGUCAUAGAUGUCUAUUUAUAGUGACCCGAGUCACGUUCGUGCGAAUGUAGAGAGAUUCGACGGAACUCUUGCUAAGAGGUAAUCGGAACGCCUCAACGCAUCAUCGAGAGACGCGUCGGCAAUUGAUCUGAUUAAUUGUAGGCCGGCUUGAUGAACGUCGGUUAGCUCUUCCGAGUAAACCGAUCAUUUUUAUUCCGCGUGAGUUUGACGUUAACCCAAAGAUGUUUAGCGGAUCAGCUGGGAGAGAGAAGACUACGGCUGAAAUUUAUGAGGCAGAUAUGCGCGACGAAAGGACAACUCGCGAGUUGUGUAUUUGUCUACGAACAAUUUUUCGGAAAGUCUCGUCGAUGUUAGACUUUCGCGGAUCAGACGUAUUCAUUGGGUAUCGUAAGCAGUUUAAGAACGUUCACUUAGAUUCGCUUGGUAAGGCCUAACUAAAAGGAAACAUCUUCUCGACGCUAUUGAGGCGACACACUUUCGCAGUAAUCGACGUAUUAUUAUUCUAGUAUGUCUACGCGAGGAAGACAUCGUCAAACGCAUUGUGAUUACCGUCUAGAAAACGAUAUUAUUAUAUAAGACUUGCGAUUACUACCGAUGUCUCUCAACGAGGACCAGGGCUCUUCCCGCGGGGAAGGGCUUGCGCGAUUACGUCGGGAUUAUUUGAUGCACAGAUGCCAAAGUUUGCACAUAUGUUACUUUGAUGUCGAGUUUCGAAGCGAACACUAACAACAACAAAAUUAUAUAGGAUACCGUUCGUUUUAAUAUCGAGGUGUGAAUCAUUUUUUUAAUAGACAUGUGAUUGCCGAAAUUAAAAGUGUUUAAUGCAUUAAACGUAGUUAUAAUAAUAAUCACGAUCUGACUUUCAAAUUACGAAACUAUUUCAGACUGGAAGUAAAUUUAAGUAAGAGAGACGACUGUUAAAGAAAUAUUCAAGGAGACAUUCCAGAGUAUCCUAAAAGUUUCCUUUAUCUAAAUAUAUCCAAGAGACUGCAAUUUAUUGCACCAUUGCACGCGAAGAUCCUUUAAAAUUGGCUGUUUUUACAUUGAUGUCGAAUAAAACUUUCCUUCUGCUUUGAGAAAAUGGUGUAGCGUAAGACUAGCAAAUGCUAUUUGUAUCCAAAAAAGAAGAACCGUUAAUAUUCAUGUGUUCAUAAAAAAAUAAGUCUGUUCUAAGAGCCUGACGUGAAGCUUUGAAACAAUGUCGAGCACUUGACAUCUGUAUAUCAAACCUUUCAUAUCGGUGCACACACGUGAUAAUCCACGCUUAAUUAAUGCGCUUUGAUAAUCGUGAUGGAACAUUUUCCGUGACCCGUAUUGUAUUCGACGUCUCGCGAUAAUGCAAUACAUUCUCCUACAAAAUGUCACCAAUCUUGUUUCGCAUAACAAACGGAGCACUUAAGUCGUUAUGAAAAAAAAAGGAUAAUAGCGUCCUUGCAUUUUUCACUGGCCAUACUUGCGGCCCGAGGGGGAUUUAAGGGCCGCGAGAGAUUAUGUUAGCUGCCAUAUAACACACUGCAAUACGUACGCGUUUUACUGCACAGCGUAAACUAUCCGAUCGAUCUUAAAUGAAAUUAAUCUUCCUAAUUUUUAAAUGUUGACAGAGUUUUCUUAAAUAAACAUAAAAUCAAGUUCCUCGGUUUUUAAUUUAUACUUUUCAGUCGCUGCAUUCACUUGCAAGGCAGACUUUAUUGUGUUUUAAUAAAUGAAAAUGAAAGAAAGAAAUAAAAUGUUUGCAUAAAAUACAACAAUUAAAUAAAAAAUAUAUAAGACAUAUAAUAACGUAUAACUGUUUCAAUAACAAAAAGCAGGUUUACUUUUUUAAAGAUUUGAUUAAACCUUCAAUUCCAAUCAAGUGUCUUUACAUUACGAGAAAUAUUGUCCCUAUUAUUUAGAGGAUUAUUUAUAUUUAUUUGAUCAUGAAUCACAUAACUAUUGGCCUUUUGAUAAAAUUACUUUUGGUACGCUCCUCGUUUACGCUGGCAGAAACAUAAAAGCCUUUAUUGUGCCUAUCAGUGAUUAUAAGAAAGAAAAUUAAGACGAAAGGAAGAUAGAUAAGAGAUACGUUGUACGAGAUACCGUAACGGAUCGCUUUAUGAUCGAUCGCUUAUGAUCGAGGGGAAAUCUAUGGAAAGGUAACGCGAUGAUGGUCGAUGCCCGAUUGAAGCUACAAAAUCUCGUUUCAUUAUUAUCUCAGAGAACAUUAGGUAUCGGAAUUAUGCGAGAGAGAAUCGAUAGAUCCUUGCGACAUAUUAUUUUCUCGUUAAUAAGUAUACACCUUAAAAAUCGAGUCUCUCGUCUGGUGAAUCGCGAACGAUUUUCACCGCCCCGAUUUCUGAUUUCUAUACACAACAAUCACGCAACUCCGCUUCAGGCUGCAUUCACGUGCGGUUUGAACUGCAUUGCGAAUGGCAAUCUUGUAACUCUUACGAUCUCCUGGUGGCGCGAUAUUGAGGGCGCCCGCGAAACUUUGCGAAAACCCAGUUCGCGCUUUUUCGCACGCUUGCAUGCGCGGCCGCAGGCUGCAUCGCGACACGGCCGAGUUCAAAGAGCGCAUGCACACUUCAGACGAGAAACGCACUAUAUCCGUCGCGAUCGAUUGACAUUGUAGCGACGAUGCCGACGAAACGAGAUCACUUGGCGACUCGCACGCGUCAAUGCAACAACGAUCGCCACGGUACACCGUUUGUUUCUUCAGCGCGCAAUCCUAAACACAAUAGUUUUACGGCAUAGGCUCUGUACCAUUUUGUGCAAGACGAUAUUAUAUAAAUAUAUAAAUAUACAUAUAUGUAUUAUAUAUAUACACACGAUAACGACGGUAUAUAUAUUUGUUGCUUUUAUAUAUUUAUAAAUCGCGGCGUAUUUGUAUAAAAAAAAAACACUAUGGAAUUCGAUUGUUUCGCCUGUCAAAGCAACCUACGUGUGCCCUUUAAUUAGCAAUCAGGAUUUUCCAAACUUGAAACGCGGACGUGGGCUGAACCUUUUCGAUGCAUACUUUUCAAAAAUCUAGUGGCGUACCAAAACAACGAAACUAAUGUAUCUUCGCUCGUUUAAAAGUGAGCUUUUAAACGACUGAAAUCGAAGUUACUCCAAAAUUAACGCAGGAAGUAUUUUAUAAUUUUUCUUUACCCUAGUCGUGAAAGUUUGGAUGAAGUAAGCGAAAACGUCUUGUAUCGUUGUCCGAGGACCAGUGUAUAUAUCUCGAAAGUUUGGGAAAUCUUGGAUUAACGGAGAUUAGAUGCGAUUAGAGAAACCUGGUUGUCCAAUGUGCUCUAUUCUCGUCAACUCUUCUUUAGAUGCGCGCGUGAUUUGUCAGGAUCGUUAAUUUUUGUUCCGCGGACUGUUUGUAACGAGGAGAAGCACCCGUGGAACUUGACAUUAAUUUCUUGAAAAAUGAAUUUCUCUAGUUAAGAAAAUUAACAUUCUCUAGUCAGGAAGAUUAACAUUCGAAUGUAGAAUUUUCGUUUAAAGUGCGGGUGCUUGUUACUCGCAGGAAACGCGGCGAAAAAUAGUAAAAAGAAAAGUAAAAAAAAAGAGUCAAUUUGUAAGAACGGCGUCGCCCACGUGGACGGUAGAGUCGCUUGUACAAAUUUUUUUCAAGGGACGCUGGAUCGUUUGCCUUCAUCGAAGUGCUUGAUUUCUCACCCGAAGCUGGUCUUCGGCUGAAGAGUCUUUUGGAAGAGAAUCUUUUUAUAUGACUUGAGUUGAACCUGCCACGUAUGUGCGCGCGCGUGCAGUGCCGUAACUAGAGUUUCUUCCACGUAUCGCGAAUUCAACGGCAAUUUUAUCAGCCAUUCCGUAAUCUCGUCCUUGAGACUCCACGAAAAAUAUCCGUGACGGAAUAUCGGGAUUCGCGCUGGACUCUUUCACCUUGUAUUCGCUCAGAUUUUUGCGGCAUUCUUAAAUCUGCAAAUUUCGUAAAACUUUUUGGUAGAAUUCAGCUACGUAUUCAUCAGCGUGCAAUUUUUGUCUGGAUUUUAGAAUAGGUUGUACACAAUGAAAAAUAUCUUUAUUUCCAUUUUGCAUUCUAGUUACGGUUCUGCAAAUUCAUAACUCUCGAUUUUCAACGACUUUUGCGAUUUUCAACGAUAUGAUGAAAGUUUCUCGAUAGGAAUCAGCUGUGUUUUUGUUACGAAUCUUGUUAAGAUAUAUAGAGGUGAAAUAGAAUGGUUGAGAUCGGGCGAAUAGUUUUGUCUGACAAAAUUGUUCACUCAGGCGUCAAACCGAAAGAAAUGUUCUUCACGAAAAAUUGUUUAAAACUUUCUCGAUGGUGGAAGUUAAUUAAGAGUUCGAAUUAAUUUUGCGCGAUGUAAUUAUCAUUCCCAGACUUUGUAAAGCAACAAGACUUUACCCGAUCACCGAAGAGAUAAAUGCGGGGAGAUUGAACGUACGAUGUAACGACAGCUUUCACAAAGUUUCAUUUGUCAUAUUACCACCUCACCCUCAAGAAUGAUCAUGUUAUUACAUAAUUUAACUCAAACUUCGCGAUCGAUUAUCUAAAUGUAUAAGUGUAUAAGAGAAGUUUUUAAGUUUGUAGCGGAACAACUUGUUUAACUCGAUGUCUGAAUCAAUAAUAAAUAAAGAUACACACUUUUUACCUAUGA